Molecule: messenger RNA, 912 nt
Organism: Ceutorhynchus assimilis (cabbage seed weevil)
Lineage: Eukaryota; Metazoa; Arthropoda; Insecta; Coleoptera; Curculionidae
Source: the annotation of a GenBank genome assembly
UUUCAAUAGUUGUAUUCCUUUUACACUUAGGAGCAGCUCCGGAGCAUUACGCGCUUAUUCCGUUCGAAAAGUGUUUGUUGCACCACGCAUCUGAUCCACUAUCUGAUCCUUUCAAAUCGGGGCGAUUAACAACGGAACGAGUAGGUCGAGUGUUUUAACUCUUGAAAGGAAUACAACAUAUCUAAAGUGCGUUUUUUUUUAAAGAUAAAAGUCAAACUGACAAGGUUGGCAAUACAAUGUAAAAUUGUCAAUGCCUUCAAAUUUUUAAUGUAGAAAAGGCUUGUGUCUUUACUAAAUUUUUGACCUGGGGAAUUAUCUUUAAAAAAAAAAAAGAAUUUACUACUCGGAAAACAGUAUAAUUGUUCCGAGCAGAUUUUGUCCCCUUUCCAUUCAAUUUCAAUGAGAGAGAAAAAGACAGAAAAUAUUUUGAAGUUUAGGCUAUAAUCUAACCUAAAAAAAAUCAGCUGAUUGUUGUUUGUGUUUCUAGAUAAUUUAUUUAAAAUUUGAAAAUAAUAAAAUAUUCUCAAAUGGCAAAAUUAGCAACUCUCCGUGGUUUGAUUCAGGAACUCCGAUAUGCAGUUCCAAAUGCCACUCUAAAAGAUAAUCUUGCUUUCCAGUAUAUCAUGAAACAGUACCGUAAAUACAAUACUACAGAUCAACAAUUAUGUAAAGCCCAAGAAGAAAUGAACUAUAUCGCCAACACGUACUUGUGUUAUCUGAGAAGCUCCCGAUUAUCUCAAGAAAUCCACGACGAAUUUCACGGUAAAGGUGAGAGAACUGUCCAAGAGACUGCACAAAUGGUAGGAUUUAAACUGCCACAUGAUCCGAAAUAAGGAUAACUGGUAUUGGUAGUAACUAGAUUAAUAGGUAUUUGUAAAUAAAUAGAUAAUAAUAAUUUAGUCAACAAUAUAA